AUGCAGCCGCAUGAGUCGAGAAGACACCUCACACUGAACGGUACCGACGUCCACUAUAUUUCGUCCGGCAACACGGAAGGGCCUCUCACUGUCUUGUUGCAUGGACUGGGAGGCUCAACAAAGACAUUCCGAGACCUAAUUCCCUUCAUACCACCAGAUUAUCAAAUCAUCAGCAUCGACAUCGAAGGAUUUGGAAAGACACCCUUGCACCCAGGAGCGCCUCUUUCAUUCGAGCGAUAUGUCUCCGACCUACACGAUCUCAUCACACAUAUUCAGGAACAUUCUUCAACCUCGACAGCAGGAACGAGCAAUGGUAUCAAACACAACAGUAGCAAGGAGCAAGUCUGUCUCGUUGGUCAUUCUCUCGGCGGUAUCAUCAGCUUACAUUAUGCUGCCCAAUACCCGUCCGAGGUGACAGGACUUUUACUUCUGGGAGCAGGUCGAUCCGUGAGAGGAAUCCCACCGGCGCAGCAGCGUAUGCGAGAUCUUGCCAAAACAGCGCGGGAAAAGGGUAUGGAGGAAGUUGCGCAGAUCGCAGUCAAGUCGAAUUUUCCAGCGGAUCGCGUCAACGACCGAUCGCACGAGCUGCAGGUGUAUGACGCAGUGGCCUCUUGCUCUGCCGAAGCGUAUGCAGCUACGGCAGAGUUGGUCGCCAGCGACGACCACUGUGACCCCGACUACAGCCUGAUCAAGUGUCCAGCUGUGUUUGUGGCUGGUGACAAGGACGUGAUCAGCCCACCACAGAGGUCGAAGGACAUUAGUAAUUUGGUGGGAGGCUCAUCGGAGGUUGUGUUGGUCAAAAGCGGUCAUCAGAUGAUCUUGCAGGAUAUUGAGGGUGUCACAAAGGCCUUCAACAAGUUGCUUGUAAUGGUAUGA
Fonsecaea nubica is the source of this 876-nucleotide messenger RNA. RefSeq lists its product as hypothetical. The transcript has a single exon. NCBI's taxonomy places the organism in Eukaryota, Fungi, Ascomycota, Eurotiomycetes, Chaetothyriales, Herpotrichiellaceae. The record is from RefSeq and is a predicted model, not a curated record. The coding region runs from base 1 to 876 and encodes 291 amino acids.